AUGAACCUAUCAGACGCCGAGGUCUCUUCUCACCCACCAGACAGCAAUCAUGAGACAGAAAUUCAAAGAGAUAAUGCUUCUAGGGAGAGCUCAGACAAGUCUGAGUCUCGGAUCGAUGUCCUGGCGGCAGGUGUCUUUGAUCAUCCAUCGUCAGGGAGCAGCAUCUGUUAUUUUGGAUCAAGCUCUAACCAUGCCCUAUUCUGGUCCCUUACGGCAAGCAUCGCCAACUUGGGGCACCGCAGUAGCCGCUUGCAUCAAGAGCCUUUGCGAGCAGUUCAAGCGCACACUGGCCCUGCGCAUCUUCCGCAUCCUGCAUCUUCUUCGAUAGGCCACUACGGAAGCGGCGAGGAAGUUGACAUAGUCAAUACUCCCGGGCGAGAUGAGGCCAUGAAUUUGAUUUCACGCUUCUUCGAUACCGUUGGCGCUGUCUUGCCAUAUGUCAACCAACCUGCUCUGUUGGAGGGCUUUGACAAAAUUGUUGGACCUUCGGAAUCGCGACAGCGGCCACCUAGCCGUGUAGCUAAAGCUUUGAGGAGCAUUGUUUUCGCCCAUGCGCUUUCUACACAGGAUGUUGGUGCUGCAGAGCCAUUUUACCGUCGAACCUUGAGUCUAUUGGACCCAAAGACGUUGUAUGCCCCUAGUCUUGAGCUACUUCAAGCAUUGUUACUUCUAAGCAUCUUUCAGCAGAAUAGCCAACGUUCCACAGAAAGCUGGACAACACACUCCCUUGCUGUCAAGGCCUCCUACCAACUUGGCAUCCACGCGCCUUCGUCAUAUGAGCAUCUCACGGCUUCGGAGAAAGAACUUCGCUCAAGCCUUUGGUUCGCCACGGUCAACCAAGAUAGGAUGCUGAGCUCGGCCCUUGGGCAGCCAUGUAUGAUUCCUCUCCAACACGUUCGCUCCGAUAUUCUGCACAUGCUAGUAUCCAUGCGCCAACAGAGGACUGUUGAGAUGCAAUACUCGCAAGAAAACCUAGAAUACUUCCGAAACAUUGUGAUGUUGCAUGGGAUCAUGGGCGUCGCAAUGGAGUCUGUAUGUGGCUCCAAUAUCGACCCUUCGAGCUCAUUGAACGCGGAAGAACUACUCGGGAAAACCCUCGAGCUCUCGUUGAGACUGGAGAAAUGGCGCAGCAGCACAUCGCCUGGCUCUAUCCUGGAAUCUGAUGUCAACUAUAGCCCGUGGACCGAAGGCGACUUUGAAGCUCAGAGGAAUACCAUUUUGCUCUCAAUAUACUAUUACCGAACAGUUCUACUGGUACAUGGGUGUCUCCUCAUGUCUAUCCUCGAAGCAGCUACACGCAAGGGUCAGCAGGCGGUUUCUGGAGUACUCAAGAAUACCGCUGCAAGCCUCCUUAAGGAUGACCUGACAGCAUUGAACAACUUUUGUCACCUAAUUCGCGGUUUGCUAGCUUACAGCCCAGCUUUCUUCAAGAGCAAUGCCAUCUGGUGGACUUGUAACUAUGCAGCUCUUACUAUUUCCCUUCACACCUUUGCCUUCUGGUUGGCCUCUGCUAGCCCUGAAGCCGAGUUCAUUGCCUGUGGACACAACAGCUCCCAGCUGGAAGCCCGGCUGCGGGCCUGUUUAGACAUGUUACGAGCAAUAGGGGCAUCGAGUGCCAUGAGUGUAAAGGCGCAUCGCUGCCUUCAGCGUCACUUGGACUUUCUAAAAACCAGUUGUGAGCCUCAUGGAGAAUAUUUAUCCCUGAAUGAAACUGACGAGACCCAGCGAGGACCUCUGCCCCAGCAGACCACGCAUCAGAUCCCCCCAUGGUUUCACAUGCCCUCACACACACCCAGGAGCCGGGUAAUUUGUCUGAUCAGAUCAUGCAUGGCGAUCUGA
Messenger RNA from Fusarium mangiferae, 1839 nucleotides. RefSeq lists its product as uncharacterized. The record is from RefSeq and is a predicted model, not a curated record. Gene Ontology annotation, molecular function: RNA polymerase II cis-regulatory region sequence-specific DNA binding; zinc ion binding; DNA-binding transcription factor activity, RNA polymerase II-specific. Gene Ontology annotation, cellular component: nucleus. NCBI's taxonomy places the organism in Eukaryota, Fungi, Ascomycota, Sordariomycetes, Hypocreales, Nectriaceae. Bases 1 to 1839 code for a protein of 612 amino acids. The transcript has 6 exons. Gene Ontology annotation, biological process: positive regulation of transcription from RNA polymerase II promoter by galactose; DNA-templated transcription.